Molecule: messenger RNA, 1827 nt
Organism: Funneliformis geosporum
Lineage: Eukaryota; Fungi; Glomeromycota; Glomeromycetes; Glomerales; Glomeraceae
Source: the annotation of a GenBank genome assembly
AUGAAAUUUAAUCUCAAAGGGAUUGCAAUCCUCUUUAUCACAUUUGCAAUUGGUAUAUCAGCCAUUUCCACAAACGUUAACAUCGUUGAUGGUGAUGAGCAUUUUCAUUACAUUAAAGAAAUCCAUAAACGCGAAGUAUUUCAAACAGAUUAUUUUCAACCUUUCGUUCAUUAUCCAUUUACCGAUAAACCAGUAACUCGUUUCUAUAACUUUACAUUAAAAAAAGUUAAAUUAUCACCUGAUGGUUUUGAAAGAACCGUUUGGAGUGUAAAUGGUCAAUAUCCUGGUCCAAUAAUUCGAGCGAAUAAAGGAGAUCAAAUUGUCGUAAAUGUAACAAAUAACCUCGGGGAUCCAGCAACCGUACAUUGGCAUGGCAUGUAUCAACGAGAAACAAAUUGGUAUGACGGAGUUCCAGGACAAACACAAUGUCCAAUUCCAAAUGGUGUUUCUAUGGUCUACAAUUUUUCUACAGGCGAGCAACAUGGCACUUACUGGUAUCACUCUCACUUUAUGGCUCAAUAUUUAGAAGAAGAUCCAUACUUAAAACAAUAUGAUUAUGAAUAUGCUGUUACUUUAUCUGAAUGGCAUCAUAGAACAACCGGCGUGCUCUUACCGCUUUAUGAUGCUCCAAACUAUGCUGGUUUUCGCCCCAUCCCAGAUUCACCACUCAUAAGCGGUCGUGGUAGGUAUAACUGUACUGCAGCACCCGCUGGAUCUUCAUGUAAACCAAAUGCUCAAUUGGCUAAAUAUAAUGUUAAAAAGAAUAAGAAAUACCGUUUCCAUAUAAUCAAUUCUUCGGGAGAUGCUUUCUUUGUCUUCUCUAUUGAUAAACAUAAAUUAAAGGUUAUUGAAGUAGAAGGAGAGUAUGUUCGUCCAACCAUAAUUGAAAAACUACCCAUAUACAUAGGUCAACGUUACUCCGUAAUUGUUGAUGCUGAUCAACCGGCAGGGAACUAUUGGAUCCGCGGAACCCUUGAUAAAAGUUGUAAUCCGAUUAACAAUUCUACUAUCAACUUUGAUUCUGCUAUCGACUGGAGAGGUCUCGGUAUCCUUCAUUACGAAGAAGCAACAAAUUCCGAUGAACCAACAUCAGUGGAAUCAACUCAAAAUUAUAGAGCAUGUCGUGAUCUUGAUCAAACAAGUUUGCAACCUCUCCAACCAAAAACCCAAUAUGAUAAACCUGUCACCGACUUUUUUAAUAUUACCGUUAGAUUUCAAAGGAAUGAUGAUGGCGUAUUUAGAGCUUUAAUGAACGAAAGUUCAUACGUAUCUCAAAUUAAUGACCCAACAAAUCAUAAAAUUACAUUGAAAUUCCCACCGGAAGAUUUGCCAAAAGAACAAAAUUCUUUGAUUUUAAAUAAUGAAAAAGGUGUCGUAGAAUUGGUGUUGAUGAACAAUAAUCCAGGUUUACACACAUUUCAUAUGCACGGACACUCCUUUGCUGUAGUAUUUGUUGGUGAAAAAGGUGAUUUCCCUGAUCCAAGUAAAUAUAACACGAAAAAUCCUAUUGUUCGUGACACCGUAACUGUUCCUGAAUUUGGAUACUUGGUUAUUCGUUUCAUCGCUGAUAACCCUGGCAUCUGGUCUUUCCACUGUCAUAUUGAAUGGCACGUCGAAAUAGGUAUGGUUCUUCAAUUAAUAGAACUUCCGUCCAUUUUUAAACAAAAAGUAAUACCGGAGGAUGUGAUCUCUUUGUGCAUGGAAUUUGAUUACGAAAAGAAGAAAAAGAGAAGUCACACAGAUCCAACUCUACCGGCACCAUAUCAAGUUUUUAAAAGGAAGCCAAAUCCUGUCAAAAUUAAUGAAAUCCGAAGUUAUAUCAAAUGA